UUCCACCCGUUUCCAAGAGGAGAGAAAGAGAUAAGGCGCGCGCGUCCUCCCCCUCCCCGCUCACGACUCCACGGCCAUGAGCUCUUCUCCUCCCUGCCCGCCGCCGUCGCAGGCCACGUCGUCGUACGGGUGCUGCUGCCACCGCCCGCUCCUCGCGUCCACCUCCGCACCGGCGAGGAGCAGAGGCGCUCGCCUCACGCUCACGCUCCGCUCCCCAUCCCUCCCGCUUCCCGCCGGCCCUCUCAGCAGGUCGAGGAGCCGGAGGGUCGCAUGCCGUGCGGCCGACGAGCCCGGGCCACCAGCCGCCAGCAAUGGCGACGAGGAGAAAAAAGGGGCUGUUGAUGAUGAUGCUCCAUCGCCUCCAGCCGACGGUGUUGUCCAAGCAGAUGCAGAUGCAGAGACCGAUUCUGGUGCAGACAAUACGAAAGAUGAAUCCCCGAAUGCAGAGCCGCUAAACUCAGCUCUCACAUCGCUUCAGAACAUCGACCGGUAUGCUAAAGCAGCCGCUGACAGCGCUGCGCAGACGAAAGAUGAAUCCCCGAAUGCAGAGCCGGUAAGCGCCGCUGUCACAUCACUUCAGAACAUCGACCGGUAUGUCAAUGCAGCCGCUGACAGCGCCGCGCAGACGAAAGAUGAAUCCCCGAAUGCAGAGCCGGUAAGCGCUAGCGACACGGUUCGGAACAUCGACGGAGAUGCUACUGCAGCCGCUGACAGCGCUGCGCAGGAGCAGGUGGUGGAGGUUGAUGUUAAUGUUGCUAGUGGCUCCCCUUUGCCUGGAAUGAAGCAACAGCUUGAAGAAGCUGUGAGUAUCCCCAAGGCUACAGUAGACAUCCUAAAGGAUCAAGUCUUCAGUUUUGACACGUUCUUCGUGACCAGCCACGAGCCUUAUGAGGGUGGAAUACUAUUUAAAGGGAACUUGCGUGGUGUGCCAGCCAAAAGUUUUGAAAAGAUCACAACUCGACUAGAGAACAAAUUUGGCGAUGAAUUUAAGGUUUUUCUUCUCAUCAAUCCAGAGGAUGAGAAGCCAGUUGCAGUAGUUGUACCUAAGCAGACAGUGGAGCCUGCCACUGGAUCCGUCCCAGAGUGGGCUGCUGCUGGUGCAUUCGGAGUAGUUACCAUCUUCACUCUGCUGCUUCGGAAUGUACCUGUCCUUCAGGACAACUUGCUAUCAACAUUUGAUAACCUUGAGCUAUUGAAAGAUGGACUUCCUGGUGCCUUGGUAACUGGACUCAUAGUAGGGGUUCAUGAAAUUGGACAUAUCCUUGCUGCUAGGGAUGCUGGGGUCAAGCUUUCAGUACCAUAUUUUGUUCCUAGCUGGCAGAUAGGGUCUUUUGGUGGCAUCACCAGAAUAGUCAAUAUCGUCCGCAAUCGCGGGGACCUGCUCAAGGUAGCAGCUGCUGGACCGGUUGCGGGGUUUUCGCUCGGAUUUGGUCUUCUUCUGCUGGGCUUCACGUUACCUCCAAGUGACGGUCUUGGUAUCAUCGUAGAUCCCGCCAUAUUUCAUCAAUCAUUUCUUCUUGGUGGUCUUGCAAAACUUAUUCUUGGAGAUGUUCUAAAAGAAGGAACACAACUAUCCAUCAACCCACUGGUAUUGUGGGCUUGGGCUGGUCUCCUGAUCAACGCCAUCAACAGCAUCCCCGCAGGAGAGCUCGACGGCGGCCGCAUAGCGCUCGCCAUGUGGGGAAGAAAGGUAUCAUCCCGGCUCGGCAGCGUCACCAUUGCACUGCUCGGCCUCUCGUCGCUCUUCAGCGACGUGGCGUUCUACUGGGCGGUGCUCAUCUUCUUCCUGCAGAGGGGCCCGAUCGCUCCCCUCUCCGAGGAGAUAACAGAACCCGAGAACAGCUACAUUGGCCUCGGCGUCGCCAUUUUGUUCUUGGGGCUCCUGGUCUGCCUGCCCUACCCGUUCCUCUUCGACCCUUCGCAAGUUACUGAUUUCGACUUCUGACAGAAGAGUUUCGAAACUCGCCGCGGCUUCUCUUCCUCCAACUGUAUCUGUGAGAUGUCUUGCCAUCUUCGCGAUUCCUUGUGAUCAUAAGAAUAGCUUGGAGCCUUUGAUGCUCAAGUGCUCCUUGCAGUAGCAAAAUAAAAAGCAGGAGUUUUUUCUUGUGGUAGCUAGUGAAAGUUCACCUUGUAUCAGAGUAGAACAAUGUAGUCCAGUUCAUUGCUCCGGCUGUAACUGUCCAUCUGUUCAAUUCUGCUGAUGAGUUCAUGACAGAUUUUUGCAA
Messenger RNA from Aegilops tauschii subsp. strangulata, 2225 nucleotides. Its product is annotated as probable zinc metalloprotease EGY2, chloroplastic. Lineage: Eukaryota; Viridiplantae; Streptophyta; Magnoliopsida; Poales; Poaceae. Gene Ontology annotation, biological process: proteolysis. The record is from RefSeq and is a predicted model, not a curated record.